AAUAAGUUGUAUUAAUAAGUUUAGUAUAUUGUGGCCGAGAAUUCUCCCGUGUCUUGCUCCUCCCUGGCCAUGGCGACCUCCAGCCGAAGUGAAGAUCUUUUAGGCCAGAAAUGGGACCGAUGUGUGGCAGAUACGCUCAUCAAAAUUGGAGGAGGUCUCACUCUGGGAGUUGUCUUCUCAGCUAUAGUAUUUAAAAGACGACCUUGGCCUUUGAUUUUUGGAAUGGGAGCUGGUAUGGGAAUGGGAUACUCCAACUGUCAACAUGAAUUUAAUGAGCCUUUCCUUGUCAAAGCAGAUAAGAUAUUAUGUUCUUUUGUCUUUCAGGUGAAGCCAAAGUCUCAAGGCAACUCAGAGCAACCUGCAGCUGAGGCAAACUGAUGCAAUGACACAUUAUGCAUUUAUCUGUAUAGUGCGAUUUUCAGUUUUACCUUCAGUUGUAAGGGUUUGUCAUUCUAGAUGUACAAAACUGUCAAAUGUAUAUAAUAGUUAAAGUUUGUAAUAAGUAAUGAAAGUGUAAAACUGUGAAUAGAGUGAGUACAUACAUGAUGUUAAAACGGAUGGAGUUUGUAGUCUGCAGUAAUUAAAGUAAUUGGAACACUUAAGUGAAUGCAUUCCUGAUAAUAUUUAUUUGUACUUAUUUCUAUUACAUCACAUAGAAAAGUUAUCAUUAUUAUGUAACUUAAUAUGUAUCACAAACAAGAGGUUGAUGCAUCCCUGAUGUGUUCAGAUAACUUGUGACAUUACAGAAUGGCACACUUUUGAUGGCAACAAAAUUGACACAGCUUCUGUUCCAUGGUGGAAGUAAAAUGGGCACUGGGGAAAGAAAUAUCCAUCAAUAAUAAAAAUAUAUCCUUCA
Portunus trituberculatus (swimming crab) is the source of this 856-nucleotide messenger RNA. Its product is annotated as MICOS complex subunit Mic10-like. The transcript is spliced from 4 exons. The coding region runs from base 70 to 378 and encodes 102 amino acids. NCBI's taxonomy places the organism in Eukaryota, Metazoa, Arthropoda, Malacostraca, Decapoda, Portunidae. Gene Ontology annotation, cellular component: mitochondrion; MICOS complex; mitochondrial inner membrane. The record is from RefSeq and is a predicted model, not a curated record.